UUUAUGUUCGUCGUUUCAAUUAAAAAAAAAAAUAAAAAUUUUUAAUAUUUUUUCAACCAAAAGUCAAACCACUUUUUGAAUGUUUUUUAUUUUUUUUUAAUAUAUUCACCCCCUAAACAAUAAACUAAAUUGUUUGAAUUAAAUAAAAUAAAUAUUCAAAUGUGCGCACUAAAAUAAAACCAAGCAAUUAAAAAAAAAAAGGAAAAAAACUUAACACCGAAUCAACAACAGCUCGCCCAUAAAAAAAAAGCAAAAAGGAAACCCGCCGAUGUACAUAUUUUUAUUGACUUAAAAAAAAAAAAAAAAACACCACAGAAAAAAAGAAGAAGAAACGAACAAAAAAUUUUUAUAUCUACUGCUGCUUCCAAGAGAGAUAAACAUUAAAAACGAAUCGAACGAAAUUCCAUUCAUUUCAUUACUCACACGCACGCCGCGGCGCAACGCAAGUAUUAAAAAGAAUAAACUAAAAAAAUUUUCAUUUUACUUACUUUUGCAGAAGCUAAAGAAUGAUUAAUUCAGGUCUACAUCGAUCCCCGCAACCGUCGCCAGACCCAGACAUCGACGAUGGCAGCUCCAAACGACAGGCGACACGAGUCUUCAAAAAGAGCUCAUCCAAUGGCAAAAUAACAGUGUAUUUGGGUAAGCGGGAUUUUGUGGAUCAUGUUUCCCAUGUGGAUCCUAUCGACGGAGUGGUUCUAAUCGAACCCGAUUAUGUUAAAGACCGCAAAGUAUUUGGUCAAGUAUUGGCGGCAUUUAGAUAUGGCCGCGAAGAUUUGGACGUCCUUGGACUGACAUUCCGCAAAGACUUGUAUUUGGCAAGUGAACAGAUAUUUCCAAUAAUGGAAUCUGAACGACCAUUGACCCGGUUGCAGGAGAGACUCAUAAAGAAAUUGGGUCCAAAUGCAUAUCCAUUUUAUUUCGAAGUUCCUCCAUAUUGCCCAGCAUCGGUUUCGUUGCAACCGGCUCCGGGUGAUACUGGAAAACCCUGCGGAGUGGACUAUGAGUUGAAAGCAUUUGUGGGUGAAAAUGUUGAUGAUAAACCACACAAGAGGAAUUCAGUCCGCUUGGCAAUACGAAAGAUUAUGUAUGCACCGUCGAAAUUAGGCGAACAGCCAUCGAUUGAGGUUAGCAAAGAGUUCAUGUUGAAACCUAAUAAAAUCCACCUGGAAGCUAGUUUGGACAAAGAAUUGUACCAUCAUGGCGAGUCGAUUUGUGUGAAUGUUCAUAUUGCUAAUAAUUCCAAUCGCACUGUUAAGAAGAUUAAGAUUCUUGUUCGUCAGUUUGCUGAUAUCUGUCUUUUCUCCACGGCGCAAUACAAGUGUGUGGUGGCAGAGACCGAAUCGGAGGAUGGUGUGCAAGUGCAACCUGGUUUUACGUUGUCUAAAGUCUUCGAAUUGACUCCGCUUUUGGCCAAUAAUAAAGACAAAUGGGGUUUGGCUUUGGAUGGUCAGUUAAAACAUGAAGAUACAAAUUUAGCCUCGAGCACAAUAAUUGCAGAUCCAACACAACGCGAGAGUCUGGGCAUUAUUGUCCAUUAUAAAGUGAAGGUGAAACUUUUUAUAAGUGGUCCGAUAUUGGGUGGCGAUUUAGUUGCCGAACUGCCAUUUAUUUUGAUGCAUCCAAAGCCAGAGGAUGAUACGGAUCCGAUUAUUUCGGAAAGAUCACCAAGACGCAGCUUACAGCCGGGUAAUGCACCUCUGACGGCAGAAAAUGCUGCCGAAGUUCCAACUACCAAUCUUAUUCAACUUGAUGGAGAUGAUAAUGGACAAGAUGAUGAUAUUAUCUUUGAGGAUUUUGCAAGGUUGAGGUUAAAAGGUGCCGAAACGGAAGCCUAGUUGACUUGACCAUAAACCAACUAAAAGAAAAAACAUUUGCAUUGAAGGAGAUAGAAAAAAGGCGCAAAGAAGAAAGAAGUAUAUUUAUGUCAGGAUUCAUAGAAGAAUUUUGUAUUUGUAGCGAUAGAUAUAUACAUAUAAUAUGUAAAUGCAUAUAUAUAUGUGUUUCAUUUAUUAUUUAAAAACAAAAACAAAAAAAAAAAAAAAAAACAAAGUCUCCAGUUCACUUUAUUAUAUAUUAUUAUUAUAUCAUUAUUGUUUUUUUUUUUUAUAUAUUCUUAUAAAAUUAUUAUUAUUAUUGUCGGCUUAAUGUAAUAGUCCCUUUUAGUGAUUAAUAACUGGUUUUUAAUGAUGAUUAAGAUAAAAAUGAUCAACAUUAACUUAUUGUGAAAUGUGUCUCUGUUAUAAUUAGGCUGGACGACACGAACUAAACUAUGACGACGAACGACGAUGCAAUUCUACUACGACGAAGAAGAACAAAGUUUUUUUUAUCGCAUUUAUGAAAAUAACAACAAAUAACUACCAACAAACAAGAACAUCCCAACAAUUACAAAAACAAAACAACCAACAACAACAAACAAAAGAAAAUAUAAAAAAAUAACAAACCUUUUUCUCUUUUCUGUGCACCAUUCGUUAUCCCCAACAAAAAAAAAAAAAAUAAAA
Molecule: messenger RNA, 2498 nt
Organism: Episyrphus balteatus (marmalade hoverfly)
Lineage: Eukaryota; Metazoa; Arthropoda; Insecta; Diptera; Syrphidae
Gene: krz
Product: arrestin red cell
Exons: 2
Coding region: 507-1835 (442 amino acids)
Biological process (GO): signal transduction; G protein-coupled receptor internalization
Cellular component (GO): cytoplasm
Molecular function (GO): G protein-coupled receptor binding
Source: RefSeq, a predicted model, not a curated record